UCACUCUGAAGCCAGGAGCAGGCCUGCUGAGCCCUUGGGAGAGACAGGAGCAGAUUCCCGAUGCCUUACCCACCUGUGACCCCAGGUGGGUGUGGCUGAGUGUGCUGGCUGGAGGCCUCUCUCGCUGCUUCAGGGCCCCUGGAGACCUGCAAGAUGGAGGGGGCGCGUAAGGAGAAGCUGGCAUCUGUGUCCAAUCUUGUGACUGUGUUUGAAAACAGCAGGACACCGGGAGCAGCACCCGGAGCCCACGUGCUGGAGGCCACACAUCACAGCCCUGGGUGCAGGCCUCCCCCUCCCGCAGGACCAUGGGAGAGGCCCAGUGUGGGGGAGGCCCUGGGGUCCGGGCCCAGGACGGUCAGCAGGAGGUACUUGAGCUCCCUGAAGAACAAGCUGUCCAGCGGGGCCUGGAGGAAAUCUUGCCAGCCCGGGACCCACCCGGGGCCAGGGAUGCAGGAGCCUGAGGAGAAGAGGAUCGUCCAGGAGCUGCUGGAGACAGAGCAGGCCUAUGUGGCACGCCUCCAUCUGCUAGACCAGGUAUUCUUCCAGGAGCUGUUGAAGGAGGCGCGAAGCAGCAAGGCCUUCCCCGAGGAUGUGGUCAGGCUCAUCUUCUCCAACAUCUCCUCCAUCUACCAGUUCCACGCACAGUUCUUCCUCCCAGAGCUGCAGCGGCGGCUGGAUGACUGGUCAGCCACCCCACGUAUUGGUGACGUGAUCCAGAAACUGGCCCCCUUCCUGAAGAUGUACAGUGAGUAUGUCAAGAACUUUGAGCGAGCUGCUGAGCUGCUGGCCACCUGGAAUGACAAGUCUCCCCAAUUCCAGGAGGUUCUCACCCGCAUUCAGAGCAGCAAGGCCUCGGGCAGCCUGACCCUGCAGCACCACAUGCUGGAACCUGUGCAGAGAAUCCCACGCUACGAGCUGCUGCUCAAGGAGUACGUCCAGAAGCUGCCAGCUGAGGCCCCAGACCGGGCCGAUGCCCAGAAAGCCCUGGACAUGAUCUUCUCAGCCGCGCAGCACUCCAAUGCAGCCAUCACUGAGAUGGAGCGACUGCAGGAGCUGUGGGAGGUGUACCAGCGCCUGGGCCUGGAAGACGACAUCGUGGACCCCUCCAACACCCUCCUCCGCGAGGGCCCCGUUCUCAAGAUCUCCUUCCGCCGCAGUGACCCCAUAGAGCGCUACCUUUUCUUGUUCAACAACAUGCUGCUCUACUGCGUGCCCAGGGUCAUCCAGGUGGGUGCUCACUUCCAGGUGAGGACCCGCAUCGACGUGGCUGGGAUGAAGGUGCGGGAGCUGACUGACGCCGAGUUCCCGCACUCCUUCCUGGUGUCUGGGAAGCAGCGCACCCUGGAGCUGCAAGCCCGGUCCCAGGAGGAAAUGAUUUCCUGGAUGCAGGCCUGCCAGGCCGCCAUUGACCAAAUCGAGAAGCGGAAUGAAACCUUUAAGGCUGCGGUCCAGGGCCCUGAAGGCGAUGUCCAGAAGGAGCUGCAGUCCGAGGAGCUGGGCCUCCGGGCCCCGCAGUGGGUCCGGGACAAGAUGGUGACCAUGUGCAUGCGCUGCCAGGAGCCCUUCAACGCCCUGACGCGCCGUCGCCACCACUGCCGGGCCUGUGGCUACGUGGUGUGUGCCAGGUGCUCUGACUACCGGGCUGAGCUCAAAUAUGAUGACAACAGACCCAACCGAGUCUGCUUCAGCUGUUACACGUUCCUCACCGGAAGUGUGCUCCCCGAGGACGACAAGAGGCGGCACAUCCUGGAGAAAGGGUCCACGGCGGGGUCUGAGCAGAGCCUAAUGUGCAGCUUCCUGCAGCUCGUCGGGGACAAGUGGGGCAAGAGCGGCAGCCGGGGCUGGUGUGUGAUCCCCCGGGAUGACCCCCUCGUGCUCUAUGUCUAUGCCGCCCCUCAGGAUAUUCGUGCUCACACCUCCAUUCCCCUGCUGGGCUACCAGGUGACAGCAGGGCCCCAAGGGGACCCCCGGGUCUUACAGCUGCAACAGUCAGGACAGCUCUACACCUUCAAAGCCGAAACUGAGGAGCUGAGGGACCGCUGGAUGAAAGCUAUGGAGCGGGCGGCCAGCGGCUGGAGCCCCAGGGAACCCAGUGAUGGGGAUCUGUCUGACUGAGCCACAGCCAGCCCCUCUCCCCCUCAGAGCCCGGCUCCUGCAGCCUCUGUGACCUUCCAUCCCACGCGGAGUUUUAAAUAAUUGAUUGCUAGUCAUCUAGACCCAGACCGUAUGUCCUGAUUUGGGAUUUAGAAAACAUGGGUCCAUUCCUUUGGGAAGAGGUGGAGGGGUGACCAAGCUCCUGGUUUGCCCAUGGCAGAGGAACUUCCUAGGACGGGGGACUUUCCGUGGUAAAACCCGGGAAGUCCCAGGUCGCCCAGGAUUGUUGGUCACCAGCGUGGUCUCAGCGUGGGCUGCACAUUGGUGUCACCAGGGAUCUUUUAAAAAUACCCAUGGAAAAGAUAUGAAAAUAAACUAAAACUUAAAAUAACAAAACAACAAUACCUG
Molecule: messenger RNA, 2502 nt
Organism: Rhinolophus ferrumequinum (greater horseshoe bat)
Lineage: Eukaryota; Metazoa; Chordata; Mammalia; Chiroptera; Rhinolophidae
Gene: FGD2
Product: FYVE, RhoGEF and PH domain containing 2
Exons: 16
Coding region: 154-2115 (653 amino acids)
Biological process (GO): cytoskeleton organization; filopodium assembly
Cellular component (GO): cytoplasm
Molecular function (GO): guanyl-nucleotide exchange factor activity; metal ion binding
Source: RefSeq, a predicted model, not a curated record